UAGCAGUUCCAAGUCUCCAACGCCUAGCACUGACAAUGCCCGGCCAUAUCAACGACCCGAACGGAGCCACGUACAUCGCAGACAACAUCCUGAUUACGGCUCUGACAAGCUUCAGUCCGCUCCAGUCACUCCGCAUCUGCGGCCUGAACCGUCCCUCCGUCCUCUGGCCCGUUGUCGUCCACCAUGCGAAAGUGCUGGAAUCUUUACUUUUACAACCCACCGAAUACAAUUACCACAACAUCGGCAUAGACGACGACCCCGACCGACUCCCCGCGUUCGAUAUCUGGGCAAUCCGGAAGCUAGGAGCGAUUUGUCCCCGUCUGAAGGAGCUUCGGAUCCCGCUUUCCCGCAGUAACGGCGACCGCACGGAAUGUGACCUGUACCGCGCGAUUGGUCGAAGCUUCCCGUCUCUUCAUAGCCUCAUGGUCGACAUGUACUGGCACAGGACGCAGAACGAGUACAAGUCGGCGUUUGCGUUCGUGUGUGAUACGGUACGCAACGCCGCUAUGGAUCACCACCUGGCCAGCCAGAUCUGGGACCUGGUCUACCUGCACCAGGCCAGUCCGCGGCCUCUGCGCCGUCUCACCUGUGCGCCUUUGCCCGCGGCCUUCUUCGAGUGGGAGGCGUGGUACGUGAUCAUGAGCGUUGCGCGCCACAUGAUCGUGACCUCCCCGGGCGACUACCCCGUUCACCCGCUCUCCAUACAGGAGGUGCCCAAGCCAAAUCACAGCAUGCACGCCCGGGUCGUCGAAUGGGCCGCCACCCGGUUGGAUAGAAACCCGUCUCACCUCAUCAAGCUGCUGUUGAGAUUUCUUUGGCCGCGUCCCCGCGGCGUAUGGGCCGUGGACGACUCCUGGAUACCGGGCAAGGCGCCGUGGAGCGCGUUUCCCCUCGCGGCGCCUCGUCAUCGGCGCGGGGGGUCUGUCGGCUUUGAGUUGACGGGUGCUCUUGGGCCAUCGUGGUCGGUGGAGACAAGCUCGGUAGUAGCAGCCAGUGAGCCGACUCGAGCAAAGGGGGCUUAUGGUAAAGGUGAGAACGAUAAUUCUAGUGAGGGCGAGGCCGGAUCUGUGGCUGACUAG
Molecule: messenger RNA, 1079 nt
Organism: Aspergillus candidus
Lineage: Eukaryota; Fungi; Ascomycota; Eurotiomycetes; Eurotiales; Aspergillaceae
Exons: 1
Coding region: 36-1079 (347 amino acids)
Source: RefSeq, a predicted model, not a curated record